GUCACUUGCACGUGAGCGAGAUAGCACUACCCGUUACUUCAGUCCGUUAAAGCAGUCUGCGUCUGUGCGAGGGCGUGCGGAGACGUGCGAGUUUGCGUUAGCGUGUCGCAUAACAGAAACUUCUAGAAUCGAACGCGUUCCAUUAUUGUUUUUUUUUAUAUAAUCUAUAAACAAUGACUGGACAGUCGAGCAAUGUUAACAUGGAAUGGAAAACCGAUACGAUAUUCCAAUUCUUGAAUCUAUAUCAGAAAGAACCGUCACUAUGGAACACUACGUCUAUGGAGCAUAAGAAUAAGGAUGAUACGUACGACGCUUGGAAUAGAAUUAAACAGCAAUUAGGUGAUAGAAAUAUACCAAUUAAAGAAAUUAAGAGGAAGAGAGACAAUCUAAUGUCUACGUACAGAAGGCUGAGAGGUAAAGUCGAGAAAUCACGAUUGACAGGCGGAGAAGAGGAAAUAUACAAACCGGACUGGCCGUUCUAUAACUUUAUGGCGACGUUUCUUGACGAUAUGUACAAUCCGAGAAAAUUGCCGUGUCCGGACGCGAGUAUUUCCUCCGUAUCAACAUUUAUCAAAGAAGACUCUAACUCAGAAUGUAAUGAAGAAGAAUAUUUUAAAAAAGAAACAAUACCAGCAACGAAAACACCUAAACGAAGAAAGAUUCAAAGUUCUGAUCAUAAUAAACAAUCGAGCGAAGGUAGCGAAUGCUUAAAACGAAAUAAAAAAUUAGAUCCGGAUUUAGAAGAAUGCACACUUUACACCCAAUUGUUAUGCAAAAAGCUAAAAACAUUAAAGGAGAAUACGCGAGAGAUAGCGAUGCUGGAAAUAGAUAGAUAUAUUUUCAAUUUAAAACAACAAGAAAAAUCAAACUUGGUUCUAGUUCCGCCAACGUUAAUGCCCGUUGAAGGACAAUAUUCGCCACGAUAUCACCUGUCACCACGUUCUGAGUAUUCGUCAGUAUCACAGCAGUCACCAGAAUACAAGCCGGAGUUCUCUAUUAAUUUGUCACCAUAUCCUAUUAAUUCUUCUCAUCAACCAUCAGAGGAGCAGUCCAAUGAAUCGCAACCAACGUCAGGUUCAGAAAACUCUCAGAUGCCAUCGUGACAUUAACGGGAAUUACGACUUGAAUACACAAAAACACUUCUUACCUCAAAGUAUUUUACAAGCUUUAAUUAACCUCACUCGUAUGAUUUAUGGGUAAAAUUCUGCAAAUGACUUUUGUAUGGGUAACUGAAAUUUAAAACUUCUUUGAAAGCAACAACGGUAACAAUACAAUCUAGUACUAAAUAUUUUUUAAA
This is a messenger RNA of Nymphalis io (European peacock), 1297 nucleotides long. RefSeq lists its product as uncharacterized. NCBI's taxonomy places the organism in Eukaryota, Metazoa, Arthropoda, Insecta, Lepidoptera, Nymphalidae. Bases 174 to 1103 code for a protein of 309 amino acids. The record is from RefSeq and is a predicted model, not a curated record. The transcript is spliced from 2 exons.